Pogona vitticeps (central bearded dragon) is the source of this 497-nucleotide messenger RNA. RefSeq names its product ribosomal protein lateral stalk subunit P2 (gene RPLP2). The record is from RefSeq and is a predicted model, not a curated record. Gene Ontology annotation, cellular component: ribosome; cytosolic large ribosomal subunit. Gene Ontology annotation, molecular function: structural constituent of ribosome. Gene Ontology annotation, biological process: cytoplasmic translational elongation. Lineage: Eukaryota; Metazoa; Chordata; Lepidosauria; Squamata; Agamidae.
GUUAGGAAGAACAUCGCGAAGGAGGCUCCGCCUUUUCCUUUUGGACCGUCGCCGUCGUGGAGAGCGCACGUCUCCAUCUUUAGGCCUCCCUUCGAAGAACGCUUAAAGAUGCGUUACGUUGCAGCUUACCUUCUUGCUGUCCUUGGGGGCAACGAGUCCCCAAGCUCAAAAGAUCUGAAGAAAAUCCUUGACAGCGUAGGCAUUGAGACGGAUUAUGAACGUGUGAACAAGGUUAUUAGUGAACUGAAUGGAAAAAACAUUGAAGAUGUCAUUGCCCAAGGUAAUAGCAAACUUGCCAGCAUGCCAGUUGGUGGAGCUGUAGCAGUAUCUGCUGGAGGCUCCGCUGCUCCUGCUGCAGGUGCUGCGCCAGCUGCUGCUGAAGAGAAGAAAGAGGAAAAGAAAGAAGUAUCUGAAGAAUCUGAUGACGAUAUGGGAUUUGGAUUGUUUGACUAAAAUUUCCUUUAGCGUUAAUCUGUAAUAAACCUUUGUUAAAAUAA